AUAGAAACAAUGAGAAAACGGACAGAACGAGAGGGGGCUAAGGAACGAAAAACAGAGAAAUGGGGAGAGGGACAUGAAAAACAGAGGAGGACCAUUUUUCCUUUCUUCUUCUUCUUUGAAUACAUGACACACACUCAUCUUCCUUACCUCAUCUCUUCCUAAAAACUACCAUAAAAACUAUAAAGCUACUAAACCACCUGAAACACACACAAAAAAGACACACAAAUAGAAAAGAGAACAAAAAGAAACAAGAGAAAAUGGAUCUGUUUGAACACACGAAAAUGGAGUUCAGCAAAAGCUUACAAAAAAUGGAGUUCAUUGGUCUCUUUUCAUUACUCCAUUAACGUGGCUCCAAAGUAGUACACAAAGCAGCCAUUAGAGCAUCUGAUUAGUUAAGCUUUAUUCCACUCCUAAAAAAUAGUCUAUUCGAAUCCAUAAAAAUCGUUCUCUGCUAGCUCACUCUCACCGGUAUUUCGCCGAUGUUUUCCCAUCUCCAGCUAGUUUUUUUUCCCGCGUGAACAGUCCCCAAAAAAAUCCGAAAAAUCACUGCAAAGGCUGUCAUUUUUCACACAAACUAAGUAGCUCCUCCGCACUACAUCAACCACUACAAAAUGAGCCGAGUUUGAGUCGAAGUUCGAGGUUGCCGGAAAGUUCCCGUUCAUGGUCAGUUUUCGUUGUCCUUAAGAAUUAUGAGGCACGAAGUCCCCAAAUUUGGCAUGGUCACCAAUAUCCACUCAAGAUUGUUGAGUUGGUGGGAAGAUUUACAUUCUAGUGACAAAGCCCUCGUUAGAAAAUAUCUAGGUAAUCUACCAUCCCUCCUAGAGAUCCAGCCUAACAACAUGAUAAUAGAGGCUGCUAACUUAUUUUGGGAUUGUAAAAGGGUCGUGUUCCGCUUUGGGGACAUCGAAAUGACAUCUUUGCUAGAGGAGAUAGGAGGGCAGGCCGGUCUAGUAUGGCAAACCCCGGAUUUGCUAAUGUCUGAGAACCGCAUAGGCAAGAGUUUCCUAAAAAUGAUUGGUUUGAAGAAGAAUGCAGAAUUGGAAUGCCUAAAGGAAUCGUACAUCCUUUUUGACUACCUGUAUGAAAGUUACGGUCAUAGCAAAUCAUAUUGUACCUACCAUGACGAGUUUGUCAUCACAUUCUUGGGACAUAUCCAUCGUAGGGUAUUCGUCUUCAUGUUUUACUUCCUGGGUCUGAUCGUGUUUCCAAUGAAGAAAGAGAGGAUCCAUACUAGGCUGGCUAUGGUAACCAAGACCCUAAUGGAGGGGAUUGGUGGGCAGACAUUCAGCACUGUACCCAUGAUCAUCUCAGACAUAUACCGAGCCUUAGAAAAGUGUCAACGAGGAGCGAGACACUUUGAAGGCUGCAAUCUACUACUUCAGCUUUGGCUCAUGGAACAUCUCCAAAAGGGCAAAUACCGACAAGAAAUUCAGCGAAGGGCCUGGGAUGACCACACGCUUUCCACCAUCCAAAGCGAAUGAAUUACAUCCCCGACAUGUUCACUCAGCCUGAGAAUGCCAAAGAAUGGGUUGAG
This is a messenger RNA of Nicotiana tabacum (common tobacco), 1534 nucleotides long. The record is from RefSeq and is a predicted model, not a curated record. NCBI's taxonomy places the organism in Eukaryota, Viridiplantae, Streptophyta, Magnoliopsida, Solanales, Solanaceae.